AAGGAAAUAAGUCCUACUUCAAGUAAAAUAUUCAAUGAACUCAGAUUGGAGGGUAAACUAUGCGAUGCAGUUAUCAAUGUCAAUGGAGUAGAAAUGAAAGUUCACAAGAAUAUCAUGUGUUGUUGCAGUGCAUACUUUAGAGCUUUGUUUGCUGGCAUCUGGAGCAACACAGAGAAGAGAGUGUACAACAUUCCUGGGGUUUCUCCUGACAUGAUGUCAUUGAUCAUAGAGUAUGCUUAUACCAGGACAAUCACCAUCACUGUCGACAACGUGGAGCAACUCCUGGUUGCAGCAGCUCAGUUCCAAGUAUCGGGCAUUUUGAAGGCUUGUUGUGAGUUUCUUGAGUCUCAGAUCUGCACAGAAAACUGCAUUGGGAUUUGGAGGUUUGCAGACUUCUACAACUGUCCUGAGCUGAAUAACAAGGCUGGCCUCUUCAUACUGCAUAACUUUGAAGAGAUUGUGAAUGUAUCAGAGGAGUUUCUGCAGCUUUCAGCUUUGGAACUGGGAGAAAUAAUUGAGAAAGAUGACCUAAAUGUGAAACAGGAGGAUGUGGUGUUUGAAGCCAUCCUGAAAUGGAUUUAUUAUGAUACACACAACAGAAAUGCAUUUCUUCCACUUUUACUUCAAAAGGUGAGACUGUCACGGAUGGACGAUGAAUAUUUUAGGAACAAGGUCCAAAAUAACUACUAUGUGAAAAGUAAUGCUGAAUGUAUACCUAUUAUCACAAGUGCACUCACAGAGAUGCAAGCCCUUGACAGGAGAAGAAGAAGGCUAAGAUAUCCACAUGAAGAAUUUAUGAAUCCACUAACAAGGCCUCGACUUCCAUAUGCAGUUCUGUUUGCAUUUGGUGGAUGGAGUGGGCCUAGCUCGACAAAUGUCAUUGAAACCUAUAACGCUCGUGCUGACAUGUGGGUGGAUGUGAAAAGCAUUGGAGAAAGCCCUCGCGCUUAUCAUGGUGCAGUGUACUUAAAAGGAUACAUGUACAUCAUUGGGGGAUUUGAUGGGGUAAAUUACUUUAACAGUGUUAGAUGUUAUGACCCUGUAGAAAACACAUGGCUGGAAGCUUCUGCCAUGCAUUCAAGUCGCUGCUAUGUUAGUGUGACUGUACUGAAUGACUUCAUUUAUGCCAUGGGUGGAUUUAAUGGCCAUAUACGCCUGAAUACUGCAGAGCGAUAUGCACCUGAGACCAAUCGGUGGACCUCGAUCUCUUCCAUGCAUGAAGUGAGAAGUGAUGCAGGUGCUACAUCUCUGAAGGGAAAGGUAUACAUAUGUGGAGGCUUCACUGGAAAUGAAUGUUUGUUUACAGCUGAAACAUAUGAUCCACAAAGUGACCAAUGGACCUUGAUCACUCCAAUGAGCAGCAGAAGAAGUGGUGUGGGAGUGAUUGGAUUUGGAGAACAUGUUUAUGCGGUGGGAGGGUUUGAUGAAAUAAUUCGACUUCGCAGUGCAGAGGUCUACGAUCCCCAUACCGACUCUUGGCAUAACAUCGCCAGCAUGUUAACCCCUCGUAGUAACUUUGGAAUUGAGGUGGUGGAUGAGAUGCUGUUUGUUGUUGGUGGCUAUAAUGGCAUUUCAACUACUUUUAAUGUUGAAUGUUAUGAUAAAAUAACCAAUGAAUGGCAUGCAGCCUGUAAUAUGAGAAUUUCACGCAGUGCUUUGAGCUGUUGUAUCAUUGCUGGCUUGCCAAAUAUUAGAGAAUAUGCAGUUCCAGAUGAUAGCACUACUAAGGGCUGUAGACCUUUCGCCUUCCACUAG
Protopterus annectens (West African lungfish) is the source of this 1755-nucleotide messenger RNA. RefSeq names its product kelch-like protein 10. The transcript has 5 exons. The record is from RefSeq and is a predicted model, not a curated record. The coding region runs from base 94 to 1755 and encodes 553 amino acids. Lineage: Eukaryota; Metazoa; Chordata; Ceratodontiformes; Protopteridae. Gene Ontology annotation, molecular function: protein binding.